UACCGUAUAGCGCGAAAUUUUCGAGGGGCUUAAUUUUCGUGGAUUUCGUGGGUUAGCAAUCCUACACGAAAAUUAAGUCCACGAAAAUCGUUCUUUACCUGCUAUAACGUGCAAGAUUUAAAGGCGUGGCUUCCGGUAAGCAGUCAUUCCGCGAACAUUGUGCAACGAAAUGGCUUUUAGAGGCCAAUCCACGAAAUAUAAGUGCCUCGAAAAUUUCGCGCUAUACGGUAUAUAGGAUGUACAAUAAGGGUUUUUUUUCGAGCAGUCAUACACGUAAUAGGUCACCACAUUUACUAGCAAGCACACAAGUUCAUGCUUCUCAUAGAGAGAAGCCAUGGAGAUAGUUAACAACUGUUCUGACGGUGUCAACACACAAAGACAGAUCAGUGAAACAGGCAGAGAGAGUGAGAUUGUUGAAGAUGUUGCUUCAGAAACAAAUGUUGACGUCCAAGAAAAUCCUGCAUACAAUUUCAGAGCUAACAAUGCGAGUGUUGAGUGUGGGGAUGGGGGAGAGUACGAAGUGGCUAUGUACGGUUUCACCAAUAUCCCAAUCGAGCAAAAUCCUGCCUACAAAGUGCACAGUACCGGACGGUUGGAUGAGGUCAGUGACAGUGGUCAGUACGAAUUAGUCAUCCCUACGGAGUCAGCUACAAAUGUGAUUGUCCAACAAAACCAGGCUUACAACAUAAUUACUACACAGCCAGCAACUGAUUGUAAUUAUGAGGAGAUCCCAGAAAAUACAACCGAGCAAUUUUAUGAAGAGAUUCCUGUGCAACAAAACCAUUUGACACAAGUCCCUGGGAAAGUAGCGACACCUGUUCCGCUAUUGAAGGCUACCUGUAGCUUCUGGCAAGACAAAGCGAAAGUGGCUGUCAGAAUAACUAUCUUAAUGCUCGUAUCUCUACUGUUGGCACUAUUCAUUUCAUCUGAUGGUCUGGUUUUCACAGCUACAGUAAUUGAGUAUUCUUCAUUGCCACCUCUAACACUAAUCAUAGGGACAAUUUUUCUAACCCUUUUGCUUCUUGGAGUCAUCAUGGAAAUAGCACACCUCUACAUCAGGACAUGCAGGAGAAGAACAACCAAAUGUUUCCUCGCGUGGGACAUUAUAUACUCUUGCGUAACGAUCUUCUCCUCACUGGUGUUCCUCGGAGCAUCCAUUGGGCUAACUGUACUAUGGUCUACAAUCAAUCAUCUGGUGGAGGGAUACAUCUUUUUGAUCAUAAUCACGGUGCUGUGCUUCACACUUGCAGUCCUGUACCUGUUCAGGGCUUGCUGGAUUAUAGCGAUCAUUAAGAUCAAAUGAGAUCAAAGAAAUGGACCCCCCCCCCCCAGAACUUAACAUUGUAGCAAUAACACUACCUUCUUGAACACAUGCACACACUUCACACACUUAAUUAAUGGUUCUAUGCACAUUGACACAAUUAUGUAAGCUACCAUAUAUUUAU
Halichondria panicea is the source of this 1445-nucleotide messenger RNA. RefSeq lists its product as uncharacterized. The record is from RefSeq and is a predicted model, not a curated record. The coding region runs from base 335 to 1303 and encodes 322 amino acids. The transcript is spliced from 4 exons. Lineage: Eukaryota; Metazoa; Porifera; Demospongiae; Suberitida; Halichondriidae.